GGUCGCCGCCUCACGGAGGGGGUGGAAGAAGCGCAGCCAUGGCGGCGGGACCGGGAGCGGCGGGCACCGCUCGCGUCUCCUCAGGGCGGGAUCUGAACUGCGUACCGGAGGUGGCGGGAGCGUUGGGAGCCGUGGCCAGGCAGGGUUUCGAUUUCCUGUGCCUGCCGCUGUUCCACCCUCGGCACCGUCGGGAAUUCUCGGCGCCGCCGGCGCGGGACCGACCGGGACCCCAAACCCGCUCCGACCUGGUGCUGGCCGGCCGUGACUGGAACACUCUGAUCGUGGGGAAGUUGUCGCCGUGGAUCCGCCCGGAUUCGCCCCUGGAACACGUCCGGAAAAACUCCCAAAAGGCGCUGCGCCAGGAACUGGAUUUCGGCGCCUACCUCGGCCUCGCCGCUCACCUGGUGCCCCUCAGGGGACCCCACAACCCCAACCUGGCCCGGGGGCUCAGCGCCCACCUGCACAGCGGCCACCACGCCACACAGUUCUGGGUCCAGGUGCCGCUGGUGCCCCCUGAGGAGAGCCGCGAUGACGUCAUCGGGAACGAGGCCCCGCCCCCCAGCGGAGACGAGGAGAACACCUGGGAGUGGUGGCACAACUUCCGCACCCUCCUGGACUACAACAAACGAGUGGCGCUCGCCCUGGAACUGGGCCCGGACCUGCCCUCCCCCGCAGCCCUGGCCCGUUGGUUGGGUGAACCCGUACGUGCCGCCUUCCUCCCCACCCGCCUCUUCCUCACCAACAAAAAAGGGUUCCCCGUGCUGGGCCGAGGCCACCAGCGCCUGCUGGGACAGCUCCUCAAGCUGGACGUGCAGAUCAUCGUGCAGGGCGCCCCCCGGCACGGCGGCCGCCCCCUGGCCGCGUACCUGCAGUACCUGGAGCACCUGGGCCAGCACCGGCCCCCCCCCUCGGCCUACGAGCUCUACGCCCGCGGCUACGAGGAUUACCUGCAGAGCCCGCUCCAGCCGCUGAUGGACAAUUUGGAGUCGCAGACGUACGAGGUCUUCGAGAAGGAUCCAAUCAAAUACUGCCAAUACCAGCAGGCCAUCUUCAAGUGCCUCACGGACCGAGUGCCCGAGGAGGAGCGAGAGACCAACGUGCAGGUGGUGAUGGUUCUGGGGGCCGGGCGGGGUCCCCUGGUGGCCGCCGCGCUCCGCGCCGCUCGCCAGGCCGGCGCCCGCCUGCGCCUCUACGCCGUGGAGAAGAACCCCAACGCCGUGGUCACGCUGGAGAACUGCCAGUGGGAGGAGUGGGGCUCGCAGGUGGCGGUGGUGGCGCGGGACAUGCGGGGCUGGGCCGCCCCCGAGGCGGCGGAUUUGGUGGUGUCGGAGCUGCUGGGCUCGUUCGGGGACAACGAGCUGAGCCCCGAGUGCCUGGACGGGGCACGGGGCUGUCUGAAAGAGGACGGAGUUUCCAUCCCCCAAUCGUACACCUCAUUCCUGGCGCCCGUCUCCUCCUCCAAACUCUACAACGAGGUCAGAGGGUGUCGGGAGCAUGAUCGACACCCAGAGGCGCAGUUUGAGACCCCGUACGUGGUGAGGCUGCACAACUUCCACCAGGUGGCGCCGCCCCAGCCCUGCUUCACCUUCCAGCACCCCAAUCCCGACCCGUGCCCGGACAACAGCCGCUACACGGAGCUCUCGUGGCGGGUGGAGGUCGGCACCGUCCUGCACGGCUUCGCCGGAUACUUCGAGACGCGGCUCUACGGCGACGUCACCCUCAGUAUCCGGCCCGAGACGCACUCGCCGGGACUCUUCUCGUGGUUCCCGAUCUUCUUCCCCAUCAAGCAGCCGGUGCCGGUGCGGGCGGGGCAGGAAGUGUCGGUGGCGUUCUGGCGCGUGGCCACGCCCACAAAGGUCUGGUACGAGUGGGCGGUGACGGCGCCGGCGUGUUCGGCGCUGCACAACCCCACGGGGAGAUCCUACACCAUCGGGCUGUGACCCACGGACGGACCCACGGACGGACCCACGGAUGGACCCACGGACGGACCCACGGAUGGACCCACGGACGGACCCACGGACGGACCCACGGAUGGACCCACGGACGGACCCACGGAUGGAC
This is a messenger RNA of Taeniopygia guttata (zebra finch), 2061 nucleotides long. NCBI's taxonomy places the organism in Eukaryota, Metazoa, Chordata, Aves, Passeriformes, Estrildidae. The record is from RefSeq and is a predicted model, not a curated record.